Frankliniella occidentalis (western flower thrips) is the source of this 7746-nucleotide messenger RNA. RefSeq lists its product as uncharacterized. Gene Ontology annotation, molecular function: metal ion binding; RNA binding. Gene Ontology annotation, cellular component: nucleus. NCBI's taxonomy places the organism in Eukaryota, Metazoa, Arthropoda, Insecta, Thysanoptera, Thripidae. The transcript has 9 exons. The record is from RefSeq and is a predicted model, not a curated record. Gene Ontology annotation, biological process: negative regulation of DNA-templated transcription. The coding region runs from base 636 to 2567 and encodes 643 amino acids.
CCUUUUCCUUCCAAGCUCUCAAUGCGACAACAAAACGAUUCCACAGAGAGAAAAGGCGGCGAGCCGCCAUCGUAGGUGACAUGUUUUUUUAAGCAAGCUUUUUUGUAGUAGUAGAUGUGUGUGUUUCGUCAUCCCUUCUUAAAUAUUCGCUGAAGGAUGGGGUGGUGGCAUUUUGCUGCAUCUUGGUAGCAAACACACACAUACCAUGGGUAUAAUUUCCUGCAACAUUUUAUUUUAUGAGCACAACUGAAAAGCUUCCCCUCCAAGUUUGACCAGCAACUUUUACACAUUUCAAUCUGAAAGAAAAGUCAAUCUCCAGCCUAAUUUGAACUAUCACAAAUAUCUUUUACUAAACCCUCUUACUAUCUACUACCAAUCAAGCUUAAAAAGGCGAUGCUCAUCAUUACAUUUUUUUUUGAAAAAAUCAAACAGAAUGUUUUGAAAACGAAUACCAGAUUCUGUGGCAAUGAUGAGUAAGAGAAACGGGUGUUGCAACCCGCGCUCAGCGCACACUCAAGGGUGCACACCCACUCAUCGGACUGUUCAAUUUGGCUGCUGCUCCCCUCAACUGCGCACUUCUCGUGAACUCGGCUCUCCUCCUCAACUGCUUACUCUCUGCUGAGGAGCAGCAUAGCAUGAAGUGUGUGCAGCUGGUUGAUAGUUGGUUUCAGGGACCUUUUGUCACAGGUCUGGAGAAUAAGUAUCAACUCCAUUUUAAAUAUGGAGUUGAUUUACUGAAUUCUUUACCCAUGAAAUUCAGUGUGGCAAAUUGUGAAGGUGAAAUGGAGACUCAAGUGCCAGAGCUGCAGGAAGUGUGCUAUCCUCCAUCUGAUACAAAGUGGCGUGGCUUAUCCAAGCUAACACCUACUGAAUCACCUGGAUGGGGGCACCUGAAAGUGGAGCUUGAUUUGCAGGCCAUGAUGGAGGAAGACUCAGCCCCAAAGUGCCGACGAGAUCUCUACCUCGCCUUCACACAAUGUGCAGCCAAAGAGGCUGGUGACAUUAAUAUGCAUCGCACAGAACCUUCAAGCGGACCCUGUGACAUGGACUCCCUGUAUGAAGAGACCAACGAUUCGGACUCAUCAUCAAUACCGAAACCUGAAGACCGAAACUUAGCCCGACUCAUUGCAAAGUUUGAUAGCAGUAUUGAGGCACUUUGGAAUCCCGAGGAUGUCUCUGAAAUGGUUGAAGACUUGCGAGAUGAGGAGAGUGAUGAUCAUUUGACAGUGUCUCCGAUUCCCAUGGACAUGCACGGUAGCAAGCAGAACCUCUUCAUAGCUUGUGGCACCAAUAUUACAAGUUCCAUCUGGUCCAGCCGGCCAUCCCCUGAAGAACCACUUCGUGAGGAGUGGAGCAUGCCACUCAAUGUGAAAUGGUCUGAAGGUGAGGCAAAUCCUUGCUUUGACAGUCUAGUGGCUCUUAAUCAUAACCGUGAAGACAGCAGCUUUACAGAGGUUAUACCAAGGACACUUAAUUUGAACCGUGAAGCUCAGCCACUUGUUCCUGUUGCUCAACCACUUCCACCUCCUCCACCUGUACAGCCAGAAUCUGGAAAAGAAGAGGAGGAUCUUUUGACAUCAGCUCGCACACACUUCAUUCCUAUACGACAAGAACAAGCUCCUCGUCAACAUCAUCAGCAGAUCACAAAUUAUGCUGAUGGCACUACCUUUGCAAUCCCUACAAGUUUGGACCGCAUCGCAUUUACUAGAAGUGACAGUGGAACAUUGUAUCUAGAAGAGGAAGCAGAUAUGGACUCCCCACCAAAAUACAUGGAAUUCAAAAUGAAAGAAUUUAACAAAAACAGUUCUGCUGAAAACAAUAACCUGGAAGAUACUAUUGAUUUUAUUCCGAAAUUCCGUGUCAGUCAAAAUGAGAAGUGCUGUCAAACAGAGCAGGAUGAGAUGUCAAUGGACACCACACAACAAUCAAGCAGCAAGCAUAAUUUCACUGGUGAAGAGUUUUAUUUUCCUGGUGAUGAACAUCUCUCAUUAGAAGCAGAAGAAGAAGAAAUUUGUCAAGCCAUGUAUGGGAAUUGUAGUGAGAAGGCCUCAGGUCCUGCAUGGAUACCAGGGUGGCCAUCAAACUGGCAAGAAAAGAGGGCUUCACCUCAGUCCUGGUACCACAUCUGGAGUGAUGGAAAUGGAUGCUUGGAUUGCUCUCGACCUCCUGAAUCCCAUAAGAGCCAACUGCGCCGUGAGCUGAGCGAAGAUGGCGAGCAACUCCUGUCUGACCUGAGUUCUUUACUUGAUCAGUAUGGGGGAGUCUUGACCGAAAUAAAUGGCAACAAAUGUGACCACCCAGAAAAAAUGGCUGAAUAUACAAUUAACUACAAAAUUGUGAAGACAGGGUCUUUAUCAAACAGUGGAACUGCUCAAAAGGAGAGAAAGAGACGCUACUCGUCAAGCCAACGCGUGUGCAGUUUGUUCCUGGAGGGCAAUUGCAGGCGUCCACAUUGCCGCUUCUCUCACGACAUGGCUUCCAUCCCAUGCCACUUUUGGGCGGAUGCUUCUUGUCUCAAGGGUGGGAAGUGCCCUUUCCUCCAUGGUGGCCGCCCUGUGACCCUGUGAAUCUGUUGCCACAGCUCUGCAGCUUCUGAAAAACACAAUGCGAUGCUUUGUUAAUGAUUCUGAUACAAUUCUAAUGUGGCCUGUGUUGUACUUUGGGCCUAAGAAAGCUUCAGGUUUUGUCUUUUUAAAUUCAAACUCAGCUCUGUUUUGCUUUUAUUUCAUUCAUCACUAUUGCAGGUGUUGUCUAUAACAGCAAAAGAAAAAUAAUUUUAUUAUUACCCAUCUGACAAGUUGUUUUAUUUUGAAUAGAAACUGCAGUUCAUUAUUUUACUGAUAUCAGACUGUUUGUUUACAAACCUGAAGCUUUCCAUUACAAGAACAGGGAUAUAUCCCUAUUGUAAAUUAGUGCUUCUGUGGAGUCGUUUUUUUUUUCUUUUUUUUUUUUUUUUUUCAACAUACUUAGUGAAGAGUAUGUUGGUCUCUUUCUUUUCCUCAUUCUUUCAAAAAUCCUAUUUCAUUGAAGAACUCAAUAUGGGUCGUUUGACAUUUGAAUUGUGGUUUAUUUACAACAGACCCUGCAUCAACUGUAACACUGGUACUCUACAUUUGAACCACUUGUGAAGAGUCUAGAGUUUCAAUGAAGCUUUUACUUAACCUCUGUACUUCUGUACCUCUGUUCAAACAUCAUUCAAAAACUAUACCUUUCAAAUAUUUUUGAAGGAUCGAAUGAGCCUGAAAAUAAAUUUUGCUUUCAGAGUUUCAAGGAGAAAGUUUUUAUGUAGAAUGUGAACUUUUCCUAAAGUUUACAUGGUUUAUUUUGGUGAGGUUGCUUUUAAACCUCUCAGUAAGGCAUUGUUAUCUUUUGUUGUCAAUGUAGUGUAUGGUGCUAGUGGAUGGUGGUCAUGGCAGCAUGGAUUAGACCAGCAGGCUGGUCUGGGUCUGUUGUCUGGUUAUAGAUAAAAAAAAGAUUAAAAUUGUAGUGCAUUUCUCAAAUUUGCACAACAAGGGAAGCAUAUUUAGAAAAAAUAAUUUGCGUUGCAAAUAAAACUUGUGUGUGGUGAAAUAUAUUGUAAAAAAAAAGCUACACACUUAAUUACACUGUUGUUCUUCUCCCUUUGUUCAUAGUGCAUGUGACUAUGACAUAAUUAGUGUGCCUUUUGGUUAAUUAACAUUGCUCUUACUCAAAGUUUUGUUGUUCCUCUUCUCUCUCUCUUCCCCUUUUCUUGUUGUACUUCCUAGUGAAGAUUUAGACCCUUUAGCAUUUUCACAAAUGCUUUCUUUUGUUUCUUAUUUUUUUUUUUUUACCUCUGAGGUAUAUCUAGAUGCAAAUUUUGUUUAUCAAAACUGAAGUUUCUUCAUUUACAAAAUGAUUUGAUUCAUUUUGUAGCAUUGAUGUAUGUAUCUGAUUUGAUGUUCCAAGCUCUGAAUUUGGAUCUAGUGUUCCUUACUGAACAGUUUUCUGUGUAAAACGUUCUUUGCGAUCUUCUUUAUUUGGGAUACUGUUUAAGUCCAGAAAGAGUUCAAAGAACUGUAACAAGUUGUGUUUGAACCUUAUAAUCUCUGUUUUUAAUUUAUGGAACUACUUUUACUAUCCUUUUAAAAAUUAUUCAAAAACUUCUAUGAGCUUUUGGACCAAUUUGAUGUUGCAAUAUUAAACAUGGUUACCUCCAGUCGUGUGCACCAGAAUGUUCACUCUGUUAAACUUAUUAAGGCAGUGAGUAUUGGAAACUUCUAAAAGAAAAAAAAAUAGAUAGAAUUUUGUGCAAGUUUAAAAAAAUAAAAUAAAGAUGAACAUUGUUUUCUUUAGUAUAUAUUUACCCUUAGGAUGGGUAAAAGUAAGUUUGCUGAUUAAUUUUCUAUCUAUUACAGAAAUUCUUGUGUACCAUUACUGCACUUUCAAAAAAAUUAUUCCAUAGACUUGUGUAUUUGUGUGGAUCUAAUGGUAACUUUAAGCACAAUGAAGUAUUGUGAGUUCUUGUCAAUUUCAUACAAAGCAAAGAAAUUCUAACAAAUCUGAUUGUAGUAUUAUUUAUUUUUAAACUUCAUAGCAGAUAGUUUUUCUCCAGCUGAAUGUUUAAGCAUGCUGUGUAGAUUUAUAACUGAGUGACACCAACUGAAACAUCAGGACAAUACAACCAACCUUUCUUUUAGGAUGGUUUUCCGUAGUCCUGUGGUUCAGCAACAGCUAUUUGUUUGUUCAUUAUGGGUAUUGCAGAAGCUUUCUAACUUUCAGGAAUUUUGUUUUUAUUAUUUAUAAAGUGCUUUUGUUAAUAAGCUCAGGCAUCUUACUAAUCUUGUCAAAAUUCUCAUAUAUCUUUUGGUACUGUACAACAGUAGCUAUUUUAACUGGGACGAAUGGCUGCUAUAUUAGUCAGCCUCUUUUGGCAGAACUCAAUAUCCAAAGAAAAGGGCAAUAUCAUUGUAUAGUAUCUUUCUUGUGAAGGAGUGAGUAGUCACUUUAGUUGGCUAUCUAACAAUUUGUCGAAACAAGUGAUGAAUAUAUUAGCCAUGAGUACAUCUGUACCAAUUUUUUUAAAAAACAAUAAAAAAAAAUGUAAGAGCAGAUUUAAUCUGCCUAUUAUGCUUUUCACUUUAACCACAGUAACAACUCAAACCACUAUGUUUUGUGUAUUGAGAUUAGGUUACUGUAGUGGUGAGAGAUAGCAAUAAUUUAAUAAGAAAUGCUUAGAUAUUUAAUGAAGAUUUUAAAAUUUACAUCAGAUGGUACCCAAGGAUAUAAAUAUUUCUUUCCAGCUCUAGUGUUUUGUGCCUAUCUAAUAUAGGAUCUUUCUUAAAACAUGGGACAUGGGCUUGCUUGCACCUGGUUGGGAAAGCAAAGAUAUCCAACCCACCCACCAUUUCAGAAUCAGAGACAGUACUUUUUAUUUUAUAGCUGAUGAUAUUUUGUUUCUCUUGCCUUUUCUAACUAAUAUUUCUUGGCAUUCAUCAUCCCCUCCCAUUGGAGAAACCAAGGCUCUUCAUAUGGCAGAACAGAGUAGACUUGAAUUGAAGAGUUAAUAUUGUUCCAUAUGUAAGUGCCUAAUUGAUCAAUCUUUUACUUUACGUAUGUCUAUGUGCCAAUGUUCCGGCAAAUAUACAUACACUCAGUGUGAGAGCUUAUGCAUUUCACAGAUUCUAUGAGGGAGGAUGAUAUAUCCUCACUCUGUUUCUGCUUUUCUCUUAUUGUGGUUAAAUACUAAAGCAUGCAAGAUGGUGUUUUCGAUAGGGCGGGUAUGGCCGAAAAUUUCAGCCCGACCCCAUCCAAAACAGCUUCGGGCGGGCUAUAGUGAGACCAGUUUAAGGUCUCGAUUGGGCGCCGUUAAAAUCCCUAUGCUGCCUGCGCUUUUUCAGUCGAGACCUUCGGCUGGUGAGGGUAUAAAAUUUUGGGCCAUACCCGCCCUAUCAAUACACUAACGCAAGAAGCAGGGAAUUCUUUAAAGCAGCAUGGUAUAAUUUUCAUAUGUGCCAUCAUAUUGCCCUUUCCAACUGCAAUUUUCUAGUUCAACCUUAUAAACAAAAAGAAUUACUUUUUAUUUUAGUUCUGUUUGCCCCCUUGUUUAAUUUCACAUGUUCUGUUACACUGUACUUAAAAGUAUAAAAUGUUUGCAAUUGUUAAGAGUUUAACAUCAGCCUAGUAUCUACCACUGAGGAUUUAUAUAAAUUGUGAAAUUCUCUGUUUCUACGUAAUUCUCAAACCGCCUCAAGUUCGUCAUGUUUACAUUUCAAACUGGUUUUUAGCUGUUUUUUGGGGGCUUUCAGUUGUCAACAAUUUUUUUGCCCACUUACUUGUUGUCGAAGAAUUUAGAAGGUUUAUUUUUUUGCUCAGCUCCUCUCCAUCUAGUUCUUGUAACUUAACAGUCAAAAAUUUGACAAGGAAAUUGGAACGACAAAAUUUCUUAUUGCUGUUAGUUUCUUUGGGUUUUUUGGCUUGUCUAGAUCCGCAUGACUCCCCAGGUAGGAAAAAAAAUCAAAAUAACUUCAACAUUCUGUUUUUUUUGUAAAAGCUUUCAAAAAAGUGUAGUUUAUUUGCUCGAUAUUGUUCAAAAUUACUCACGGUUAUUUGACUCGACUCAUUAGUUUUGCCUAGGCACAGAGGUACUUUAUAAUUUUCGCAACAUAGCAUUAUAGUUUUAAAACUUUACCAAAGGUAGUUAAAGGUCCAGUAAAUGUUCUGAGAAUGGUUAUUUUUGUAUAUCCUUUCAACCUGCUCUAGUUCCUGGACUUCCUGUUGGAGGUUGAUAGUUUUUGUGGAUUUAAUUUCUCGUUAUUUAUUUUUACUUUCUUUCUUGAUUGUUUGACCUUUUUGUCAUCUUCAACGUUUUCUAUUGUUCACAGUUCUGAUUUGUGCUGUUGGAGCAAUCAAACAUAUAUUGAGCUUUUACUUAAAAAAACGUUUUGGUUUUCUCAUCUGUGUUGUAAAUUUUAUUCAUUCAGUAAUCUCAAAAAUAUUCAAUCAAUUCUACUUUUUCUGAAAGAAUUCUGUUGGAAGAAAUUUUGGUCGGAUUGGUAGAAAGUGUGUGACACCAUACUAUAAAAAGUUCAUUGAACUAAUUUUUACCUGUAGAGGUAGGUUUUGUUUCUCUCCUCCCCUUUAGCCAAACCAAAGUUUCUUUUUGGUCAGUAGAAUGGCUCUUAACAUUAAAUAAACAUGACUGUACUGAACAAAUUUUUGUGAAAAUAAUUUAUGACUGCUUUGUAAGCCAUGCUCAACUGAACGUUUUCGUUUGACAAAUCGUUAAAACAGUCCCUUUCUUUGAUUUUAAAAGUGGCAAAUUGCAACAGUGGCAAAAUGAUGAAGCCAUAUGUACUUGUUUUCAGGUAGUUUUGUUUGGAUUGACAUCUGUUCCGUGGGGCAUGCAGUUUUCAAUGUGUUUUCAUUUUAUGAAAACCAAUUUUUUUUUUUUCCAAGACACAUCAAAUUAUAUGUUAUCUUUGAAGUGCACUUAAACAUUUGACAAGCCUUCUUGUUUUGAAGCAGCACCAAAGUUUCAAGCGUGAGCUGUCUUGUUUCAAUUCAAUUUGAUUUUAGUUUGGUGUAGCAUGUCCAACCCUGUAAGAGGAAUGUUCAUUAAAUUUGAACAUGUAUUGUAAUGAUGCAGGGCCCUGGGACAAGUAGUUGACAUUCCAAAGUUCAUUCUAAAUUCCGAAAUUUUGCACAUACUUCUGCCACAGAAAAGAUAAUUAUCUGGAACAAUUUUCAUGUGAAUUUGGAAGUGUCAAAUAAAUAUUAUCAAAUGUA